CAGCCAGCAAUCCGCUUACUGAGCGUCCAAAUUAAAGAGGGACCUCCGCAUUUCACUUGAUUAUUCUCGACGGUCUUCAGUCGGCGAAUUAUUGAGGAAGUGCGAGAGCAUCCCGCGAGCCUUUGUUUAAAGUCCUCGCCUUGCUUGUUUUUAUUCUUUUUUUGUUUUUCCUCCCCUGGAAGUAUUCUUCUUCUUAACACAAGGACGUGCUCCGUAGAUACGCGAAGAGCGACCUCGACUUUAGUAGACAUGUGCGUGAAACAAGGCUGCCAAUUUCAGACCCUCUGCACGGUUUUGCUUCUCGCCGCCGCCGUGGCCGAAAUCCACGGGCAAGUUGCAAAAGAUAGUAACAGCAUCAGUAAGAGGACACUGGACCUAGACAGGGACCUCUUCACACACUCAUCAACGCAGGACACAGAAAGUGAAGUCCAUUCCAUCACUACCGUCUCACCAAUGAACAUCCCCAACCACCAGCCAGUCUUCAAGGGCCUGCUGCUUCAUGAGCAUUUACUUACAAGGGACUUCCGGGGGGACCAGCAUUUUUUUCGGAAGGAUGGCUAUGUGGCUGCAUAUCCCACCAUGCCAGGCUCUGUGUCUGCUCCAAAUGCAGCAGACCUUGUCACUCAACUUGUGCCCCAUGAGGAUGCUCCAGCUUUUUCAGAUGUUGCCUCUACUGCUACUGUGGCUGCCACAUCACCGCUGACUACAUUUUCCCCCACAACACCAGCACUGCCCAUGUCUAUGCCUCAAAAGAAAUCAAAGGAGAGGACCAGGGGGACAGACAAGGUCGAUCCAACAACACACUCACUUACCACCCAGGUGACACCAAAUAACAGAGGUUCAGGUGGUGAAAACAGCGGAGUACCUCCCUCAUCUUCACUAGGAAGUCAGCCUCAGAGUUUGGGUGCUUCUCCGGAAGAGGCCACCUCGGGGAAGAUGGAAAAGGGGGAAGCUAGUGAAAUGGCACUAAAAAACAAAACCAGCCCUGGUCAUCAGCUCCACAAGCUCACUCCGGCUUCUUCAGAGAAAGACACCACAACAAUGUCCACGACUGUUACCACAACUACCACCAUCACCACCAUGCAAACAUCAGAGCCGUGUAGUCUGAAUUUCACUGACCCUGAGGGUAACAUUGAAAUCCUGCAGCAACUUGACUCGGGAGUGGAGUGUAACUACUUGAUUACUGUCUACCUGGGAUAUGGCAUCGAAGUUCAGGUGCUAAAUGUGAGCGUGUUGGAAGGAGAGCAGGUGACCGUGGAGGAUACAGGAGGUCAAGAACCCUUCAUCCUUGCCAAUGAGUCGGUCUUGAUGACUGGCUUAGUGCUACGCAGCUGGAGCAACCAGAUCUCUAUCAGUCUCCGUAGUGAGAAACGCCGCAAUUCAGCAUAUCUCCUACUCCAUUACCAAGCCUUUGUGCUGAGUUGUGCAUUCCCCAAAGAGCCUGCUGGUGGAGAGGUUUCAGUGACGCACCUGCAUCCCGGCGGAGAAGCCUAUUUCAAUUGUUUCACUGGAUACAAGUUGCAGGGUCCAAAAAUGCUCACCUGUCGUAAUGCAACCACGCCUUACUGGAGUGGAAAAGAACCCCGAUGUGUCGCAUCCUGUGGGGGAAUGAUAAAAAAUGCCACAUAUGGGCGCAUCGUCUCUCCUGGUUUUCCUGGCAACUACAGCAACAAUCUGACCUGCCACUGGGUUCUGGAGGCACCUGAAGCCCACCGGCUUCACGUUCACUUUGAAAAGGUGGCUUUGGCAGAAGAUGAUGACAGGUUGCUAAUAAAAAAUGGCAACAACAUAGACUCUCCCCCUGUGUAUGACUCCUAUGAAGUUGAAUACUUGCCAAAUGAGGGAGUGCUCAGUACCGGACGUUAUCUGUUUGUGGAGUUCACCACAGACGGGACGAUGACCUCCACCGGCGCAGCCAUAAGAUACGAAGCUUUUGCGAAAGGGAUGUGCUACGAGCCCUUUGUGAAGUACGGGAACUUCAGCAGCAGCGAUUCCACCUACAGUGUGGGCGCAGUGGUCGAAUUCUCAUGUGACCCUGGCUACACACUGGAGCAAGGCUCUGUGGUGAUUGAGUGUGUGGAUGCACAAAACCCUCAGUGGAAUGAGACCGAGCCAGCUUGUAGGGCUGUGUGCAGCGGGGAGAUCACAGACUCUGCUGGUGUUGUGUUGUCUCCUAAUUGGCCCGAGGCUUACGACAAGGGGCAGGACUGCAUCUGGGGUAUCCAUGUGGAAGAGGACAAGCGGAUCAUGCUUGACAUCCAAGUUCUCCAUUUGGGGAAGAAUGACCUGCUGACCUUCUAUGAUGGUGAUGACCUGACUGCCAACAUCCUGGGCCAAUACAGUGGCACGCGACCACAUUUCAAGCUCUAUACCUCCAUGGCUGAUGUCACUAUUCAGUUUCAGUCUGAUCCUGCCACUAACAUCUACGGCUACAACAAUGGCUUUGUAGUUCACUUCUUUGAGGUGCCAAGGAAUGACACCUGCUCAGAGCUGCCGGAGAUCACCAACGGCUGGAAGAGCAUGUCGCAUCCUGAUCUCAUACACGGCACUGUGGUCACCUACCAGUGCUACCCAGGAUACACACUGGUUGGCUCUGAGAUCCUCAUGUGUCAGUGGGAUCUCAGUUGGAGCGGUGAUGUGCCAAAAUGCGAGGAAGUGAUGACAUGCCAGGACCCCGGGAAUGUGCAGCACAGUCGUAAAGUGAUCACAGGCAGUCGCUUUGCUGUUGGAUCGACUGUACAGUUCAUCUGUAACAAAGGCUACAUCCUGUCAGGCUCCAGCCUUCUAACCUGCUACAACCGUGAUUCAGCUAUGCCCAAGUGGAACGAGAGACUGCCCAAAUGUGUCCCUGAAAAGUAUGAGCCAUGCAGGAAUCCCGGUGCAGCUUCCACCAGCAUGCAGAGCUCUGAAAAGGCUUUUUAUCAAGCAGGAGAGAUGCUGACUUUCUCCUGCCACCCCGGCUAUGAGCUGCAGGGUUAUGCCACCAUAUACUGUGUUCCUGGACACCCGUCACAGUGGAAUAGCACUCCUCCUGCCUGCAGAGCGUCCUCGACACAUUAUGUAAAUGAACGCAGACUAGAUGUUGUUAAUACAAAUUAUGGCACAGAAGGAACCAACAUUGCCCUUGCAGUAUUUAUUCCAACUGCAGUCAUCUUGGUGAUUGUCCUUGGGAUUUACAUCUACUUUGCAAAACUCCAGGGAAAGUCUAUCAGAAUGCCAAUGUCCUCGCCACCGUAUGACAACAUGACAGAAGAGUCUGCUUUCGACAACCCCAUAUAUGAGAGUGGAGUAAGUACAGAUGUCAUGAGCAUGCAAGACGUGGAUUCACAGAACACCAGCGUGCUGUCCUGAUCUUUUCCCAUCCGGAUGUCAUCCCAUCGUCAUCUCAUGUCUCACCAGCAGAGGGCGCCCUCACACCUUUCGUCAUCAUGUCACUCAUCACUGAGAGCUAGUGGUCUGAGCUGUGAGAUAGGAACAUUUUUCCUCACUUUACUCUGAUGUCACAUCUCAUUUGCAUCCUGGAUUUCCAUUCUAUCCUCUCAGAGAAGUGAGAGUGCUAUGUUAGAGCUCAUAGUGGUAACUUUUACCCAACUUUUCCCUAAAAGUUGUGGUGCUGUGUAAUGCUGAUUUGGGGGCAACAGUAGACUAAAUACAAAAACAAAUUAAAUUAUUUUUUUUAAAAGAGUGUUUUAGCGAGAUUAAGAAAUGCUUCAAUGUGAGAGACAGUAUAGAUAAAGAACAUUUAAAUGUAAUUUACCAACAUGUAUUUCCAAUACUGCAUAAUAACAUCAUGCUGUUGUCAACCACCCAGAAAGCAUUGCUUUAAAAUGGUUCUGUAGCAGAAAUCCAUUCACACGUUCAGGAACACUUUCAAAAGCCAUUAUUGUUACUGCAUCUACAAAUCUAACACCACAGUACAAAGGAGGCCUUUAAUUUUCAACACUUUACAUGUUGCCUCUGUACAGGUUUCAUUUAAAUAUGGCUUUUAAAAUUAUUUGGAAAUCACUCUGUUUUGUUUUGAUUUACAUUUUACACAGCAUCACAAUUUCUUUUGGAAAUGAUAUAGUUGUAUGUUUAUCAUGCUAUAUGCUGCAGUCCCCGUGUGUGUAUAAAGGUACAGUUUGCUGUAAAAUCUAGCAAAUGAAAUCUAGCAAAUGAACUUGUGCUGUGACGUUAAUUAGCCUUAAACUAGCAUAUACCUAUAAAGUGUACUUUAACCUUUGUAGUGAGAAGAACCUAGAAUUACAUAAAUGGCUAUUUUUAUUUAAAAUAGAUAUUUAGUUUUUAUACAUAUUCUCAGUCUUCUUGAGGGUAUAGUUACCAGCUGAUUCAUAAGUCAAAAGGUACACAAGGUACAUAAUAUAUGCAUAGGCUGUUGUGACAAUAGUAAUUCUAUGACUCUAUUCUCUCUUCUUUGCUCCUUCAGCACUGGCAGACUCAUUCUAGAUACUAAAUCCUGUCAUUAUGUCCAGUUUGGCUGUACUGCAGAACAACUAUGAGGUGAGGUCUCCUUCUGAUUCUGAGAUCUCAUCUUACUCCAGUACCCCGACCGUUCAACGAUCUGUUUUUGACUUUAUCUCGAUCCUGCCACUUACUCACUUUUUGUCUGAAGAUUUUUUUUUCUCUUAAGAACCACUGGUUGGUGAGAAUUUGGAAAGACAUUGUCGGUCUGUCAUGAAAUAUGUAACAUAUUGAGAAUGAAAUGCUAAAUCAUGUUUGUCUAUACCUAAAUAAUGGAUAACAGAUAGGCUACUUAAUAAAAAAGAAAUAUCCCCUUGAAGAUGCUUUGUCUAUCACUGCAUUUCAGUGAAGUUCACAAUGUUGUGCUGUUAUUGAACAACAAUUUUAUGUGUGGCUAUAACAUCUAUGUAUGUCAUAUGCAGACUUGUCAAACUUCUUUUUAGUAUUGUCUUUAUCAGCACCCUGCUUUACUGUUUAUAAGUGACAAUUGUUUACUCACUUUCAUCAGAAGAAAAGUUAAAAUGACCAUAAGCUGAUGAUAGACUUUUUUUUUUUUUUUGGUAAAAGCUUUAGCAGUGGUAUUUGAAAAAAAAAAAAACAUGUAGUGGCAAUCCAUAGCUGCCCACCUAACAAACAUUUCAUAGGCUUUUUUUUUUUUUACUGUAUCAUUGCCAUUGCAGCCUGUAUUUUCUUAUGUUCAGUUUAAUAAAAUGUCCAGGACUGAUCACCAACACUUUAUACAUCAUCUAACUACUUGCUUUCAUCUAAGCUCGCACUGCUCAUUUUGACAACAUUGAAUCAGAAUGGUAAUAACAUCUAUUAGAAAAGAGAUUUGCUGUAAUAAUUAACAGCUGUAUUAUAAGGAGGAGCAUAUAUGCACUUCACAAGCUGUACCACCCUCAAUAAUUUCCUGGGUUUUUUUAAAAUUAUUAUUAUUAUUUUUAAGCAGAUUGCCUUGUCUGAUCUGUACAGGAUGAAUGAAAAAGGUUAAGAGUGUUCCAUUUAGAGCACAAGUAAGAAUUACUCAAUUUCUUUGGACCAUCUCUGCACUAGUCAUCUUUUACUCCAAUAUUCUUUUUUUUUUCUUUUUUCCUCCCCAUUUUACCUAUUUUGUGUAUUACUGUAAAUAUUUCUUUCUCUCCACAGUCAAAUCGGUUAAUCUGUGGGACAUCAUGGUGAUAUUUUUCUAAAGUAAAUUGUUGAUGACUGUCAGUGAUUGAAUGUUUUCGAGUCCUUUUUAUCGCCUCGAGUCAGUGGCAAUUAGAGAUUGGAGGAAAUCUGGCUUUGAUUGUUCAGCUCUGUUGGAUACAAAGGCCCCAUCCACCCAACAGACUUUGAAAAAAAUAAUUGCCAUUAUUACUUGCUUCACUUUGUAUGAGUCUGCUAUCUGUAAAUAGACUGCCUGUCCAAUAUGAGUGCCUCACGACUGACUAUAACCUGAGUCAUCACAUGUGAAAAUAACAGGUACAUGAAAGAUUCAUUCAAGAUUCAUUUACUUUCACUUAUGAUUCAUUUCUAUCUUAAUGUUCAUGAUUAAGGGAUUUAAGAAAUGAUCCUGGAUAUAUUACUAUGAGCAUUUGUGUAGUUCUGACUGCAUACGGCCUCAGAGGAUUUCUCAAAUACAUGUUUUCAUUCAGGAACCAUUAGCUAUGCAUACCGCUCUUCUCCUAUCACACUGUAAAGUCUGCCUUAAAGGAUAAACAUCAGCUAGCUAAUUUGUGUAUGUUACAAAGUGUAGUUGCACCACAUCAUUAGCAUCCUAGGACAACAAUCCUCAAAAUCUAGUGAGUGCAUACAGUAAUCAGCUCACAUCCUGAUCCAUGUCACUGAGUCACUGCUUUACAAAACAAUUGAAAUCCUGCAGUGUGCAAAAUAAAUCCCUGUGCAACAGAUGGUUGUUUACUUGGGGUCAUGUUGUGGUGCAUCUGCCUGUGUUCAAUUUUGUAGAUAGAUCUCAUCUCCUUUGUGCAAAUCCUUUCUGUUCUAACAAAUCUUUCUUUCAGUAUCACAACUGCUGUGACCACAUACAGGAAACUGCUUCAUCUUUAACUAUCUAUAACCCUCUCAAAAAAAUAAAUUAAAUUGUUACAUAAGUAUUGUCACUGA
Molecule: messenger RNA, 6567 nt
Organism: Maylandia zebra (zebra mbuna)
Lineage: Eukaryota; Metazoa; Chordata; Actinopteri; Cichliformes; Cichlidae
Product: seizure protein 6 homolog
Biological process (GO): regulation of dendrite development; regulation of protein kinase C signaling; synapse maturation
Cellular component (GO): dendritic spine; dendritic shaft; endoplasmic reticulum
Source: RefSeq, a predicted model, not a curated record